GUUUGCUUGCUUGUUUGGCUCGUUGCGAGAUAUAGACACUUGAUUGUGUGUUGCAAAAAUGCCAUUCUUCACGAAAAGGAUGCUCGAUUAUUUGGACAAAUCCGAACGAAAAAAGGACAACAGAGAUGAAAUACCAAAAACAUCAAAACCACCAACAUCACCCAGACGAUCUUCACCAUCAAAUCGAUCUGCAAAAGCAAAAAAAUCAGCACCUCAAACCAAUAAUAAUAAUAAUAAUAAGACCAACAAAGCUGAUCAAUACCGAACAACAUUAUUAGAACGAAGAUCGAAAAGUAUUUUACAUACACAUGGUCCACUGCCGGCAGAAAGUUCACCAACAUUUCAGCUAUAUCAAUUCGAACAGAGCAAAUCCAAUGCGGUGCAAAUUCGCAGUGAAUUUGGUGAGCAAAUUUAUCGUGUUAAACAUCGUGACUUUUCCCAAUUACCAAUGGUGGUACGAGUUUACGAAAAAGAACAGGCAAAUCAAAUACGUAAUCCUUUAUAUUUUCGAAUAUUGAGAUAUUUGGGCAAAAAACAUCCCAGCAUUCUGCAAACCUGGGAUGUAUUCCAAAAUAUUAAUAAUCAGAUUUUCGUUUUUCAACAACAUACCCAUAUCAUCGAUCUGACACAGUAUAUUCUGGGAAGACAACCGGAUGGCGAAGUCGAAUCGGUAGUAUGCCAAUGGUCACGUCAACUUUGCCGCGUGCUCGAAUAUCUAAUCAAUUCGGCUGUAUGUCAUAACAACCUUACAUCAAGUACUGUCUUGAUUAGUUUGCGUGAUAAAACAUCCAUUCAGUUGACCGGCUUCUAUCGAUCUUUCAUAUACUCCGCCAAUUACCGGGAUAAUCUGAGACCACCGUUGCCGUUGCGUAAUCGUGAUACAAAUCGACCAGAUUUCAAACCACCCGAAGUAUUCGGCACUGAAUAUCAGACAGUGAAAUAUGAUCCACUUGUGGCUGAUAUGUGGUCGUUGGGUUGCAUAAUAUAUUUUGCUCUAAGUGGCGAAUAUCCAUAUGAUUAUAAGAUUCCACCGAAAAACAUGGAACAGGAUAUUCUAGGCAAUCUUAAAUAUCUAUCCAAUCGAAUAAGCAAACCAGGAUAUGAAAUUCUAGCCAGUAUGUUAACAACUAAAAUUAAUAAACGUUUAAAAUUAGAAAAAAUGGACCAACAUCUAUGGUUCACCGUAUUCAAAAGCGAUGAUGUCGAUACCAUAAUAACAGCCAAAACGAAAACACUGGAUGAGACUGAAAUGUCAACUUUUACCGAUUUUUAUGAUGAUGAAUGUAGUGCAUUCAGUCGAUUCACAUUCGAUUCGAUUCCUGAACCUACCGCUAGAGGUCGUCGUCGUGGUGGCGCUCCUAAAUCACCAACCAAAGACAAUUUCCAAGAUUUGAAUGAAAAAGUUAAAGCUGUGACCACCCCCGUCGCCCCCAAAAUGGCCCCAAUGAUAACCAAACAAGGGCCAGGAUUUGAAAAAUAUGAAGAACCUGAAACUGAACGUACCGAAGAGGAUGAUGUUGAUAUUUUCACCGGUGAUGAUGAUCGAACCGAAGUUACUGAUACAUUUCAACGAAAUCAACCCGAUCCACAAUGGCAACGAUAAAUGAUAAUGUCAGAUUCAUUUUUUAACAAAAUAAACAUCGAUAAAAUAUCUAUUUCAA
Messenger RNA from Dermatophagoides pteronyssinus (European house dust mite), 1661 nucleotides. RefSeq lists its product as uncharacterized. The record is from RefSeq and is a predicted model, not a curated record. Gene Ontology annotation, molecular function: protein serine/threonine kinase activity; ATP binding. Gene Ontology annotation, biological process: intracellular signal transduction; protein phosphorylation. Gene Ontology annotation, cellular component: cytoplasm. Lineage: Eukaryota; Metazoa; Arthropoda; Arachnida; Sarcoptiformes; Pyroglyphidae.